Mobula hypostoma (lesser devil ray) is the source of this 3673-nucleotide messenger RNA. RefSeq lists its product as uncharacterized. The transcript has 2 exons. The record is from RefSeq and is a predicted model, not a curated record. Bases 1803 to 2582 code for a protein of 259 amino acids. Gene Ontology annotation, molecular function: nucleic acid binding. Lineage: Eukaryota; Metazoa; Chordata; Chondrichthyes; Myliobatiformes; Myliobatidae.
UCUCCUCUAGGUACGCUUCGAAGCAGGCCAGCCGGAGUUCAAAAGCGUUUCCAGCUAGAGGCAUUUGCAGAUCGAGGUCUAAUUUGUCUGGUUUCAGUGUGUGUCCAUGCUUUAAAAUGUACAGCGAAUAAAAUUGAAGCACCUUCACUAACUCCAAAAGACUGAGGUUUGGUAAAAUACUGAAAGGCUUUUAUUCGUUGUACAAUACGACCCCCAUGCCGAGUGUCUGCCCUCGGACUGAGGGGGCUGGGCAAGGCAAAACACCUUUAUACAGGAAUCUGUGGGAGGAGCCACAGGAGCAGUCAGCAGAGGGGCCUGUCCAGUUAGCCCGGUUACAACAUAUAUAUGGUUUACUACACGGAUUCAGCUAAUAUGCUUGAAUAAUGUCUGCCCCAAAAGGUGGCUAUGCUGGUUGUAUGUAAUGUUCAUGACUUUAUUGAUGGUGUUUUGACUUUAGGCCUAGGCAGUAGUGACAGAAUUUAAACCCAGGGUUUAAAUGAAGCUGAUAUUUUAUUGAACAAUAAGGAUAUUGGCAUUAGGAAGCAACUUACUCUGCAUCGUGCUGUUGCUUUCACUACCUCAAUACACUGAUGUGAUUAAAUGAUUCGUAUGGAAGGCAUCCAAAAGAGAGAUUGUUUAUAGGCAGCUACACAUCCCACCUCCCCAAGAUAGAUGACCCAUUUAAACUGAAAGCAUUGACAACUGGGGCAAUGACCAUUCUUAGUUCUUCCCCUUUGUAAUCAGUUUCUUUAACCAAUCUCAAAAUCGCUAAUUAUACUUUAGACUAUAUUCUGCACUGUCAUUUUAAUAUCUUAGUUGUCAUGAAGUUUAGCAAAUUUAUGACGAUUCUGAUCAGCUUCUUUUAUUUGUUCAGCCUGAAUAUUUUUUGUCUUGUAAAAAUUAUAUGUAACUUACCUUUUGAUUUUUUUUCUUGCUCAAGUGCUGCCUAUCUGAUACCAUGUGCUGUGAUGCUGCUGCAAGUCUCAUUGUAUCUGAGCACACAUGUACUUGUGCAUAUGACAAUAAACUCCACUUUGACCUUGAGAUUCCGGAUGCCAGUCUUGCAAGUUUCUGAACUGGAAGCCCACAUUCCUCUUCUGUUAUUAAGAAAUACAAGUGGUUUUAGAGGCUAUAGUUGGCAUUCUUCUUUCCGUCAGAUUUGCUGGAGUCAUGUCUGAGGAGUCUACUGCCGAGAAUGUGAGGCAUGUCUGUCAGAGAAGAUGCUUCUACUCUGUUUCCAUUUAGGAAAGGCCACAAUGCCUGAUGAAGCAGGGAUUUGGACAAGCUGCCCUUUUCAAGGGCUGGGGCCAAGGCAAAGAAACAAGAACCAGCAGAAAAACAGUACCAGGUGAAAACAGAACAAUGGAGACCGCCUGCAGCGUCAGCCAUCCGAAUCCUUGUGGACAUCAAGCCGUUCAGUGUUCCAACCCGACUAGUCAAAACAGUUGCAUGGAUCUGGAAAGCAGUAAAAAAGUUCACGGACAAAAUCAAGCCGUGGACAGUCCAAAGUGGGAGGCAGUUUCUUUGGCAGGAGUCAUCUCAGUAAGGGAAUGAGAAGAUGCUCUAAAAGGCAUUUUUCUAGCAGCACAAGAGGGCGAACCUUCCCAAGCACCACUACAGACAGGCUGGUAGUCCACAAAAACCAAGACUCUGGGCUGUUGGUUUACGGUGGCUGAGUGCAAAUCUUCAAAGACGAUCAAGUUGCUGUUCCCAUCUUGCCCAAUGAUGCCUGGGUGGCCACACUGUUAACUCGGGAGGCCCACAAUGAGAGUCAUGAUGGAGUGGCCGGAACCUUGCUGAAGAUGAGAAGAAAGGUGUGGGUCAAAAGGGGAAGGAAAACUGCCCAGAAAGUUGUCGAUGGCUGCAUGUUCUUCAGGAAGGCAAAAGCAAGGAAAUGUCAACAAGUAAUGGGUGACUUGCCGCCAGAAAGAACUGAACCUGCUGCACUGUUCCAGUUCACAAAGGUGGACCUCUUCAGAACCUACCAAGUAAACGAUGACAUCAAGAAAAGAGUAACAUUGAAAGUCUGGGGAGUGAUCUUUUCCUGCAUGGUGAGCAGAGCCAUCCACGCAGAGUUGAUAAACACCCUAUCAACCGAAGGAUUCCUGAUGGCCUAUCAAUGGUUCACAGCAAUCAGGGGACAUCCAAGAAAGAUCUGGUCAGAUCCAGGCACCAAUUCCAUUGGAACAAAACCAGUCUUGGAGGAGCUGUACAAGUUCUUGGAUGGCCUGAACGAAGCAGCCCUGCAGGAGAUCGCGGCAAAAAAUGGAACGGAGUGGAUGUGGAAAAUCCAUCCUCCUGAUUCUCCACACAGGAAUGGUGCUGCAGAAGCCGCUGUACACAUUGUGAAGAGAGCACUCCAGAGUCUUGGGAAGGAGUCUGGAAUCUGUUACAGCGAGUUCCAGACAACUCUUCACAUAGCAGCCAACCUUGCCAAUGAGUGCCCAACUGAUGCCAGGGUACACAGCCAGGAAGACUGUAUUCAGUAUGUCACACCCAAAACUCUUCAACUCGGUCGAGCAUCUCAAAGCGGGGAUUUCAAAACCUUUGACUUUUCCAGCUACCCCUACAAAAGUCUCUGAGCAAUGCAAUCAGAGGUGACCAGGUUCUGGGGGUGCUGGAGCCAACUCGCUAGUCCUAAUUUGUUUGUCAGGAGCAAGUGGCAUACUGCACAGAGAAACGUCACUGUUGAUGACAUCGUCUGGUUAAGCGACCAAAAUGCACUGAGAGGACAUUUCAAGCUUGGCAGAGUCGUCAAUUACUAAUCCAGACAGCCAAGGCAUGGUGAGGGACGUCAACGUCAGGAUCUUCCCAAGCUACAGUGUUCCUGUGACAAAAGUUCUGAAAGUAACAACCAGGCAUCCGAUCUCUGAUGGGAAAAAAGAAAGGAUCCAAGCCACCAUCCUUCACAGGGACGUCAGGCGGCUGGUUGUCUUACUACCUGCUGAGGAACAGAUGAAAAGUCAAGUCAACAAUACAUCGUAAGAACACUGAACUGGGACCACCAAGUUUGCCUUUGAAGCUGGCGAUCUCCCCAGUGUUUCCAUGGGAAGAUCGAGUAGGAGGUGUCAAGUCAAACUAGAGUUUCUAGAAAGUAUUGCGACCUAGAAGCAAAAGAAAAUAAGAUUUAAAAGUGAUAGCAAGAAUCCACUGAUAGACCAGAUGGAACCCACUGCCUGAGUGCUGCUUCUGCCCGGAACAUUGGGGGUACCCUGCAGCAUCACAGCGGCAGCCCGGGAGCAGCGGUGGAGUCUGCGGUAAGAUGAUGAACUUUAAAUAACUUGAGAGACUGUUUCAUGGAAAAGAGCAGUGCCGUCACUGCGUUUUGGGUUAGCGCUAGCUUCACAUCACGGGAUCAUCGCGCACAGGCGCUUCGGGGAAAUGGCGUGAGGUUUAAGAAGAGCUCAGGUCGCCCGGUUUGGAGUGGAGACUGUGCAGGUUGGAAUCCGUCUCCAACGUCCGGAGAGGCAGCCAGUUUUUUCACCUAAUGACUAAUGUCAAAUGGCGAAUGGUUGAUGGUACCAAUGGAACUAUCAAACUGCCGCACUUGCAAAAAAAUAAAAGGAGGAAAAAGGAAAAGUUGUUUGGUCAUUGAAUGGAAUCCAGUUAAAAAACCUUCGGGUAGACACAUUCAAUCUCUUUCAAGUGGGGAAGCUGCACAUGUUCAAAGAAG